Messenger RNA from Filobasidium floriforme, 699 nucleotides. RefSeq lists its product as uncharacterized. Gene Ontology annotation, biological process: DNA-templated transcription. The record is from RefSeq and is a predicted model, not a curated record. NCBI's taxonomy places the organism in Eukaryota, Fungi, Basidiomycota, Tremellomycetes, Filobasidiales, Filobasidiaceae. The coding region runs from base 1 to 699 and encodes 232 amino acids. The transcript is spliced from 5 exons. Gene Ontology annotation, molecular function: zinc ion binding; DNA binding.
AUGAACGAUCUUGGCAUUGACGAUAUGGACCUCUCGACGUUUGAUUCCGUCUGCCUAGCCUACGCUGCUAUUCUCAAAGCCGCCGUGGGCCGCGUUGCAAGUGUAUGCUUUCUAAGGAGGUUUUGGGAGCGAAGAUUCAGGCACAUCCGCACGGAACGCGUACCUAGCUGCUUUGGCAGUCUAUCCCUGGUCGUAAAGGACUCAAGCUCUUCGUAUAUCCUAAAACCCAAGUACAUUCAAGGCUCAACUGCUAUUGAUCGCAAGACUGGCCUUUUGCGAGUUUGUGCUCUCAUUCUGUUGGCGGUAUCGAUGAGGCUGCUUGCCGAUAUCAAUGUCACUGGACAGCGAGAGCGUCACCAAUUAGCCUGGGAUAUCAUUGGCUUAGCGAUGAGAUGUGCUCUCAGUGCUGGGUUGAAUCACAAUCACGAUGAUGUUCACAAUGACAAAAGGACCUGGACGACAAGAAUCUGGACGACGCUGUUCGCCCUGGAUAUGACAAUCUCUUUCAAACUCGGACAUCAGGUCGGUAGUCGCGUCGGACCAUCGAACCUCUCUCAUCAGUCUGCAUUCCAUGAAUCAGCAAUGGAAACGGCCAAGAUCCGCGAGGAGAUUUUUAGGACUACUCUACCGCUGCCUCAGGAUUACGAAGCUCACCUUGAAGCAUGGACAUCGGCUGCUCAUAUUCGCCUGACUACAUGA